AGUUCCAACAUUCGUUCACCGGAGAAUAAGAAUUGAGCGAUGACUAUGCUGCUGCUUUGGUUCCUCUUGGUCGCUUUCCUCUCGCCGAAUGUGACGGCGAAUGUGGACAUCGAGGAAAGCAUCUACAAGCACGAAUUCUUGUUUGGUCAAGUCGAAAACGCUUUCGAAGGAGUUGCCCUGGAAAGCCAAAAGUUCCGAGCCAAGUUCGCAGAUUCCAUCAGCGGAAUGCGAAAGGACAUGAAUGAUCACUGGAACGAGGUGAAAGCGAAAUUGGACUCUUUAGACGCCAAAAUGAGCUCAACGAACUCGAAAUUGGAUGAUUUGCAGACCAGAACUGACAGGAUGCAAGCAAAAUUGGAGCAACAAGAUUCGAAGCACAAGACGGGAGAAUCCGAUCAAAAUGAAACUAUCAUCAAGUAUAACAAUCUCGCCGAUCAAGUUAAAGGCCUGAAAAAGGUUUAUAAGGAGCAAGGACUCUGCUCAAUUUAG
Messenger RNA from Cloeon dipterum, 489 nucleotides. RefSeq lists its product as uncharacterized. The record is from RefSeq and is a predicted model, not a curated record. The coding region runs from base 40 to 489 and encodes 149 amino acids. The transcript has 5 exons. Lineage: Eukaryota; Metazoa; Arthropoda; Insecta; Ephemeroptera; Baetidae.